CGGGGAGAGAGAGGGAGCGGGAGGCGCUGCAGCGACCGCGACGACGCUUGAUUCGGGCCAUGGGCAAGAAGCACAAGAAGCACAAGGCGGACAAAUACCCGUAUGAAGAAUAUGUAGAAAAACCCUUAAAGCUGGUUUUAAAAGUAGGAGGAAAUGAAGUUGCAGAGCUUUCCACUCAGAGCUCAAUACAUGAUUCAGUCCUAUAUGAAGACAAAAACGAACAUGAAAAACACAAAGACAAGAAAAGGAAGAAGAGGAAAAAGGCUGAAAAGCAAGUUCCGGGAGAGGAAAAGGAAAAAAGAAAGAGAAAAGUAAAGGAGGAUAAAAAGAAGCGAGAUAGGGACCGUGGUGAUACUGAAGGAGAAAGAGAACUGAAAUGUCAAACGCCUAUAAGACUGGAAUUGCCACAUGAGAAAUCAUUGGCAAGCAGUUUAGCAAAACAGGAAGAAGUGGAACAGACACCACUUCAAGAAGCUUUGAACCAACUUGUGAGACAACUGCAGAGAAAGGAUCCAAAUGCUUUCUUUUCAUUUCCUGUGACUGACUUUAUUGCUCCCGGCUACUCAAUGAUCAUUAAACGCCCAAUGGAUUUUAGUACCAUGAAAGAGAAGAUCAAAAACAAUGGUUACCAGUCCAUAGAAGAACUAAAGGAAAACUUCAAACUGAUGUGUACCAAUGCCAUGGUCUAUAACAAACCAGAGACCAUUUAUUACAAGGCUGCAAAAAAACUCCUGCAUUCAGGAAUGAAAAUACUCAGCCAGGAACGAAUUCAGAGCUUGAAACAAAGCAUUGACUUUAUGGCAGACCUUCAGAAAAGCAGGAAGCAGAAAGAUAAAGCAGGCCUACAGUCUGGUGGAGAAGAUGACGAUGGUCUUGGAAAAGAUCCAGAUUCCAUGGACGCAGACCUCAGAGCCUUUAAAAUUCCCAGCAAAGAACACAAAAAGAAAGAGAAAGAACUACUUGAAGAAAAAAUAAGAAAUAGUAACUUAGAGAGGGAGCAAGAGCUGAUUGAACGUAUCAUUAAAGAAUCGGGAGGAAAGUUAACAAAACGACCAGCUAAUGCUCAGUGUGAGUUUGAACGACGAAAAUCUGAUGGCACAACCACCCUGGGACUUCUUAAUCCAGCAGAAAAUGCCGGGGAACUUGGUUAUAGCUCUGUGAAACUGGGUGUGACAGCCGGAAGACUUCAGUCAGGCAUAAACACAUUACAAGGGUUCAAAGAAGACAAAAGGAAUAAAGUUACUCCAGUGAUGUACUUGAACUAUGGGCCCUUUAGUUCUUAUGCUCCAGCUUAUGAUUCCACAUUCGCAAAUAUCAGCAAGGAGGAUUCAGAUUUAAUCUAUUCCACUUAUGGAGAAGAUUCUAAUCAAGGGAGUUUUAACAUGAAUGAGUUUUUGGCAAAGUCUCAGGACUACCCGUAUGUAAUGGCUGACAGCUUGUUGGAUGUCUUAACCCAAGGAGGACAUUCUCGCUCGCUCAGAGAACUAGAGACGUUACAACCAGCAGAGGAAGCUCAAGGCCGACAUGAGAGGGCCGAUACAACCAAGGACAUAGAGAUUAUGGAAACUGAUCUUGCCAGCAGGUCCUCUCUUAGUAAGGAGAGGCUUACAGCACUGAGAGCAGUAACCAAUUUUGGGGUGCCCGUGGAGGAGUUUGACUCCGAAGAAGCAGAAGUCUUCCAGAAAAAACUUGACGAGACCACAAAAUUACUUAGGGAGCUUCAGGAUGCUCAGAAUGAACGGCUGAGUACAAAACCACCUCCUAACAUGAUUUGCCUCUUGGGCCCGUCGUAUAAGGAGAUGCAUUUGGCGGAAAGAGUGACCAGUAAUCUAAAACAGCUCGCGCAACAAGUAGCUCCAGGUGAUAUUGUGAGCACAUAUGGAAUCCGUAAAGCAAUGGGGAUUUCAAUUCCUUUGCCAGAUGCUGUGGAGAGCUGUGUUGACUUAACGGAGGAUAUGGAGGAACCCCCCAAAACUACAAUUCUCAUUGGAACCGAAUGCGAACCAGUUGGUACAUGAUCCAUAUGAUAUUUAGACUUUAAAUCUUACCUUUUUUGAGAUUUGCCCUGUGCAUGCAUGGGGUCUUUGUAUACUUUGUGUUAGGUUUGUGUAUGGAAUAUUCGAAUUCUUUAUAAAAUAAUUUAAAAUCAAA
This is a messenger RNA of Elgaria multicarinata webbii, 2151 nucleotides long. It is a transcript of the gene BRD7, whose product is annotated as bromodomain containing 7. The transcript is spliced from 17 exons. Gene Ontology annotation, biological process: regulation of transcription by RNA polymerase II. Lineage: Eukaryota; Metazoa; Chordata; Lepidosauria; Squamata; Anguidae. The record is from RefSeq and is a predicted model, not a curated record. Gene Ontology annotation, cellular component: nucleus. Bases 60 to 2018 code for a protein of 652 amino acids.